This is a messenger RNA of Patella vulgata (common limpet), 3655 nucleotides long. RefSeq lists its product as uncharacterized. The record is from RefSeq and is a predicted model, not a curated record. Gene Ontology annotation, molecular function: G protein-coupled receptor activity. Gene Ontology annotation, biological process: G protein-coupled receptor signaling pathway. Gene Ontology annotation, cellular component: membrane. The transcript has 27 exons. The coding region runs from base 164 to 3655 and encodes 1163 amino acids. NCBI's taxonomy places the organism in Eukaryota, Metazoa, Mollusca, Gastropoda, Patellidae.
CCACCAGUUGUAUUAAGCGCACUGCUCUGACCCCAGUGACGCCACAAGGCACAUAAACGUGUGAUUAUUAUUUAUUUAGUUUUAGUCUAGAUAUAUUGAGAAAAUCAGAUUAAAGGGAUUAUAUUUAAUUCAUCAAAAUGACGACGCCGGGUGAUUUAAGGAAAUGAAGCCUCAUCUGUAUCUAUCACCAUGGUUACCUAGAAUAAUGUUACUACAUCUUUGUACCCUCCUAACUGUCCAGGCCGUGGUUCCAGGUUUAACUAGUACGCCAAAAACUAUCAACGAGCCCUUAUUGGAUGUACCUAAACCAUCGUGUUCUGGCGUUCCAAGUGAUUUCUGUAAGAAUAACGGCACGUGUCGGGAACCACGUGAUGAUGAAUUGUGGGAAUGUAGCGGGGACGCUGGAAUAGGUCCUUUAAAAUGUGACUGUCCCACUGGAUUCACAGGUAGCAGAUGCGAAACGAAGUUGUCCUGUGUUGAUCUCUCGUGUAAAAAGGGUGAAAUAUGUGAUUUUAAUUGGAGUAAACAGCAACUGGAAUGUAUACCCUUAAAUACAUCUGGUCAGUUACCGACAUGUAAACCGGGAAUACAUGAUAUAGAGUUUAAAUAUGACAAAGUUAAUAUCCAGAAAUCUAUCGUAUGUUUCCCCAUGUACGAAUUUGAUUCAUCAUCCCUAUGUUCCGAUCCAGAUGAUUCUCUGACGUAUCUACUCGCCCAGGGCCCACCAGAGUUACCGGACCUGUUCUGUCUUGUUGUGGAUUAUCAGUAUUAUCGAACUUGUCUCCGAGUCAACGCCACCCAUCGUGAUAGAAUAACCAUGACAGACGCUAGGGUAGAUGUGUUUGCAGAAGAAUAUUCAGUAUUAGAGAGAAAAGCCCGUUUACAGUUAAAUAUCAUCUUCAACAAACCACCGGUUGUCAGCAAACCUAUCGUCAGCUGGAUUGUUAACUCAGCAGAGUUACGCCCCUUUGAUGUCAUAAGCGAAGCAGGUGUCACGAGCUCAUUUGAUCUGACACCUGGAGAAGUUUAUACAAUAGGUUCGACAGCAUUGGUGCCAUUUAUCAAUCCCACCGGGCAGUUGGAACUUACCCCACAGACGACCAUCUUGGAUUUAAAACGACUACAGGUUAUAGUUCAGGUAACUGAUGACGGAAUACCAAGUUUAUCGUCCAAUGUAACGGUACAGGUUACUGUAGCAACAUUGAGCUGUCAAACACAGGGGCAAAUAACGGUAGAUAUCCGAGAUUUAAACAGUUUGACGUCAUCAACGCCAGCUAUUACUAUUGGUCAGAUAGAUUGCACGUCAUCAACGGGAUAUCAGCUGGAUUACACACUGCUCAACAAUCCGUUUUUAGGUUUGACAGUAAGUUUAUUAGAAGGAGGUAUACAACUAUCACGAAAUGGUGACACCUCUAUCAAUAGUCAAACACAAUCCGUAGAUGCUACUAUUUCUAUGCAACGUUUUCCACGUGUUACUUCUGAUGUCACAUUCACUAUUCAAAUUGGUUAUCUCUCAUUGGUUUGGUUUAAACUGACCAAUAUUACCUGGAACAAGGAAUAUACCAACACAAGCAGCAACAGUUAUAUAACUUUAAAACAAAGGGUCGAAACGGAGAUUGUCAAGCUUAUCAACAAUACUCGAGUGGAGGUUCGUGUCAUUCAGUUCCGACCUGAUUUUUGGGUUGAUGUUGUAGUUGAAUCAAUUAAUGAAACACUGUUGAAUCAGAAGAGUAAAAUGGUGGUUGAUGAAGCUAAAACUGGUUUGAUAGGAACCCUGAAAAUAAACAAGACAGCUGUAUAUAACGCAACCGGAAGCAGUCAUCUAUUUAAACCGGCAGUGGAUUUUGUUACGAACUUUACCACUAGCAUCUACUUCCUGGAAGAGACACGAGUAGUGGUUGUAUGUUCCGUAGAUUAUAUCAACCCUACUGGCGGUGUUGACGUCGAUUGGACGCUAGAUGGCGCUAAGGUUCGACCCCUGAGCACCUCUCGAUUCCAGGUAUCUACCCAACAGAUGUUACCAUGGAGAAUUAGAAGCACUUUAACAAUUAGCAACGUGAAGAGAAUAGAUACAGGUGAACUAUCAUGUCGUGCACGUGAUGUAGCGGGUCGGAUCGCUCACACAGAAACACGAUUAGAAGUUUUAUCUCCCCCUGUGGUUCGGAUUGUACCCAAUACACCCGCUAUAUUUGUUCAGACGGGCACAGAGAUAACGUUAACAUGCGACGUCGCAACUCCAGGCGUUAAAACGUCUUUUACCUGGCAGAGUAGUGCAGAAAAAAAGGUCACAGCAGGUCAAAACAUUACACUAACAAUCAGCCAGGAUACCAGUUUAACUUGUAAUGGUACCAACGAAGCGGGUCAAGGUCAACCAAAGACAACCAAGAUCCUCGUUAUACCAGGUGAAGUCACAUGUCCAACAGAGUCUGAUUCUAGAAAUACUCCAUGGUUACAAACAACACCCGGUUUUACAGCUGAACACCCAUGUCCUACUGGAUAUACAGGAAUAGCGUCACGUGUCUGUGAUUCUGAAGGAAAGUGGGAAGAACCUAAUUAUGAUUCGUGUAUUCAAGAUAAAGUCGUGGAAAUACAAAACACGAUAGCCAAAUUAGAGGCAGGAGUAUUUGUAGCCGAACCGGAAGAGCUGGUUGCUAACUUAACAGACAUUGCAGAGCGCCCUCUCGAAAGGAAUGAGAUAAUCACUAUGACACGCGCAAUAUCCGCGCUAACAACAAUUAAAUCAAAUAUUAACUCUACAAGACGACAAGAAAACACGAAACAGUUCGCUAUGCAAUCACUUAAUUUGGUUGGUAAUCUGGUUGAUUCAAAACAUAAUCUUACAGGUGUAGAUUCAGAGAAUACUAGCGUAUCUCUUUUGUUGCUUGAUACCAUGGAUCAAGUUAGUUCUUUGUGGGGGAAUACAUUACCAGAAGGAUCAUCAGGAACCAUUACAGCCAAGAAUAUAGUUUGCACAGUGGGCAAAACUGACCCGUUUAACAUAAGUGAUGUCAUAUAUCCUGCUAACCAGUCAUCACCUGGUGCCUCGGCACAAUUACCAAGUUCUAUCUUCAGAUCAGAAUCAGAAUUUGAACCUAUUGUUUUUUCAUUGAUUACAUAUAACAAUUUGUCCAGUCUACCUGUAACAGUAAAUAGUAAUUUAACCAGAAAUGAUACAGGAAGUAAGAGAACCUUUGAGAUUAAUUCCGAUGUUUUAACUAUCAGCAUUUUUCCUGGCGCUGCUGACUUCGAUUCUAGCAAGUUGAAGUCUGACGUCAUCUUUACCUUCUCUCAUAUCAAUACAUCGUUGAGCAACGCUACCUGUUCCUAUUGGGAUAUUCAAGACAUGAGUUGGAAUAAUGACGGCUGUGUUGUAAUAUCCACCAAUGACACGUCGACAACCUGUUCCUGUAAUCAUCUCACUAACUUUGCUCUUUUGAUGAAACCAACAUCACCGAAUACUAAUGGGGGUGAUAGAUCAACACUAUCAACGAUAACUCUGAUAGGGUGUACUAUAUCUAUAUUCUGUCUGCUGUUGACAGUUUUAACCUACGCUUUUGUCUGGAGGUACGUGAAGUCAGAUAGAGCUAUAGCUUUAGUAAAUCUUUGUAUAGCUUUAAUAGUAAUAUUUUUGUUUAUAUUUGUAGGCUGUGUGUAA